Messenger RNA from Sinocyclocheilus anshuiensis, 4665 nucleotides. Its product is annotated as RAB6A-GEF complex partner protein 1-like. Lineage: Eukaryota; Metazoa; Chordata; Actinopteri; Cypriniformes; Cyprinidae. Gene Ontology annotation, biological process: retrograde transport, endosome to Golgi; intracellular protein transport. Bases 392 to 4372 code for a protein of 1326 amino acids. The transcript has 28 exons. The record is from RefSeq and is a predicted model, not a curated record. Gene Ontology annotation, cellular component: Golgi membrane; Ric1-Rgp1 guanyl-nucleotide exchange factor complex; cytosol. Gene Ontology annotation, molecular function: protein binding.
AGAAGCAGCGAGCAGACCGGAGAUAAAUAAGAGACUAAAGAUGGCGACGGUGGAGGAUUCAUGGGACAAAUUCGGAUCCAAAACUUGCCUUCGGAACACAGAGUCCAGCGGUCCAGUCGCGCAGUGAGAACCGCGAAACCCCGCGACACCCGGUUCCGCUUUCGUGGCUCCGUUACACGGCUUUACUUCCACACUUUCUCGCUUGCGGUAGCAAAUAAAGCGGAUUUUGGAUUCAGAUCAUCCGAGCUGACACCGGAUCCCGCUGAUAUGAUCCCGGACUGAACUGAACCGAGUCCGUGUCGAACUGUUGUUUGGUUCUGGUGGAUGGAGGCCGCUGGAGAGAGUCUGUCUGCCCCGGUGUCGCAGUGAUUUGGGUCGGAACCGGAUCGUGAUGUAUUUUCUGAGCGGCUGGCCUCGGAGACUCCUCUGCCCGCUCCGGAGCAGCGAGCGGCCCUUCCUGAUCGAGCCCAGCGCGCAACGCUUCUACCUGGCGGUGCUGUCCGAGACCCAGAUCAGCAUCUGGUCCAGCCGGCCCAGCGUGUUGAUCGUCAGUUAUAUCGAGUCUGGGAAAGCGGCUGCACAGUUCGGCUUCUAUCAGCUGGUGGAAUGGAAGCCUGAUGACUCCAUGAUCGCAGUGACGUCUGGGUCAGAAUCGUCACGCGUGUUCAGACAGCAGAUCUCGGUGUUUCCACUGCCAGACGUCACAGCGGUGCAGGAUUACAGCACGACCGCAGGCUUGAUUUCACAGCGCCGCUCUUCUGUGUCUGAAUCAACAUGGAGCAGUCUGCAGCCGGUCACAGGUUCAGACCUGCAGGAGUGGAGUCUUGUGCUGAUCUGCGGCGUCUCUGUGAGAUCUGAUGUCUCUCUCACACAGCAGAUACUCACUGUUACGGGCGCUCGUGUUAAGGUGACUCCGGGUUACAAAGAGGAACAGUGCGCUCCAGCUCUGACCCUCGAGAUGAAGAAACCCGUCGACCUGGAGGCUCCAAUCAGCUGUCUGCAGACGCUGCAGGAGGAUCUGUUAGUGGCGACGGCAGACGGUUAUCUGCACAUGCUGCACUGGGACAGUGUGAGUAACGGACGGAGAGCAGUGAACCUGUGCACCAUCCCGUUCUCCCUUGACCUGCAGUCCUCCAGAGGAGGGCCGUGUCUGGAUCUGGACUGUGUUCACAUUCGGGAGAUGGAGUACUGCGCUACACUGGAUGGAUUUGCAGUGGUGUUUGAUGACGGGCGACUCGGAUUCAUCACGCCAACCGCAAACAGACUCGCCACAGACCAGCUGCAGGGCGUUUGGGCCGCAGACGUCUCUGAUGGCACGUGUGUCGCCGUCAACAACAAAUACAGACUCAUGGCUUUCGGAUGCGCAAGCGGGUCAGUGUUGGUGUACAUGAUUGACAGCUCUACAGGAUCGAUGCAGCUCUCUCAUAAACUGGAGUUAACCCCGAAACACUACCCAGAUACCUGGAAUAAGACGGGUGCUGUGAAGAUGAUCCGCUGGUCUCCGGACUGCAGCGUUGCCAUGGUGACGUGGGACUGUGGCGGUCUGUCUCUGUGGAGUGUGUUUGGAGCUCAUCUCAUCUGCACACUCGGGGAGGACUUCGCCUAUCGCUCAGACGGCACUAAGAAAGAGCCUCUGAAGAUCAGCUGUAUGAGCUGGGGUGUGGAGGGAUAUCAUCUGUGGGUGAUCAGCAGCACAGACGCGACUCCUGUUCCCGACGGAGCGGAAGGAGACGAGAAACUCCAGCAGACCGGCAUCCUGCAGUUUCAGUUCAUUAAGAGCGCGCUGACCGUCAACCCGUGCACAAGUAAUCAGGAGCAGGUGUUGCUCCACGGAGAGGAUCGUUUGUAUCUGACCUGUGGAGAACCGACUCAGGCUCACAGUGUGUCGGAUAAGAGCCCGUCUCGGGACAGCGGCAGCCCUCUCUCUCAGGGUCUCAGCACUUUACUGGGCCACAAGCACUGGCAGGUGGUUCAGAUUCACAGCACAUAUCUAGAGACAAACUGGCCCAUCAGGUUCGCAGCUAUAGACUGGUCUGGUCAGUGUGUGGCCGUAGCUGGCCGGCGUGGAUUUGCACAUUACUCAUUAUACACCAGAAAAUGGAAACUGUUUGGUAACGUCACACAGGAGCAGAAUAUGACGGUGACGGGAGGUCUCACGUGGUGGGACGACUUUGUUGUUGUUGCCUGUUACAAUUUCAUUGACCGGCAGGAAGAGCUGAGGCUAUACGUGCGCACAUCUAACCUGGAUAACGUGUUUGCCAGCAUCACUAAACUUCAGGCCGACACGCUGCUGCUGAACGUGUUUCGUAACGUGGUGAUUCUGUUCCGGGCCGACUGCUCCAUCUGCCUGUACAGCAUCGAGAGACGACACGACAGUCCGAACCCGUCGGUCAGUGUGGAGCUGCUGCAGGAGGUCUCCAUGUCCCGGUAUAUUCCUCACCCCGGUCUGGUGGUGUCUGUGACCCUCACGUCAGUCCGAACAGAGACCGGCAUCACGCUCAAAGCCCCGCAGCAGGCCUGUUCGGCGGAGAGUAUCCUGUUGAAUUUGGCCGGUCAGCUGAUCAUGCUGCAGAGAGACCGAUCCGGCCCACAGGUACGAGAGAAGGACACGCCGGCCAAUCAGACGAAGCUGGUGAAAGAAAGAAACUCAUACACCUGCCGCAGCAACCGCAAGAAACGCCACCUGAUGGAGGCUCUGUGGCUCUCAUGCGGCGAGGCGGGGAUGAAGGUGUGGCUUCCUCUGUUCCCGCGAGACCACCGCAAGCCGCACUCGUUCCUGUCGCGCCGGAUCAUGCUGCCCUUCCACAUCAACAUCUACCCGCUCACGGUGCUGUUCGAGGACGCGCUCAUCCUGGGUGCCUCCAAUGAGACGGCGCUGUUCGACGGGCCCGGCUCGUCCUCGCUGGAGGGGCUCUUCCUGAUCAUCCUACAGAAUAUGGAGGUUCCGGCGGUCAGCCGUCAACACGCCACUCUGCUCUUCAACACGGCUCUGGAACAGGGCAAAUGGGAUCUGUGUCGUCACAUGAUCCGCUUCCUGAAGGCCAUUGGUUCAGGGGAGAGCGAGACUCCGCCCAGCACACCUACCACUCAGGAGCAGAGCUCCAUGGGGGGCUUCGAGUUCUUCCGGAACCGCAGCAUCAGUCUGUCUCAGUCGGCCGACAGCAUCGCCGGAGGAAAGUUCAACCUGCAGAAGACCCUGAGCGUGCCGUCUGGACCGUCCUCCAAAGGUGGAGAGCGCUGGUGUAAGGACAGUGACUCUGCGGAGAAUCUCUACAUUGAUAUGAUGCUGUGGCGUCACGCGAGGCACCUGCUGGAGCAGAUCAGACUGCGUGAUCUGGGCUGUUUCUCUGCUCAGCUGGGCUUCGAGCUGAUUGGCUGGCUGUGUCGGGAGCGCACGCGGGUCGCACGGAUCGACGACUUCGUUACUGCCCUCAAAUGCCUGCACAAGGACUUCCUGUGGCCAUUUCCUGUAAUCACAGCAUGCUCCAUUAGCUCGCCGCUGAAGAACGGACGCUGCCGCCCAGUGUUGAGUUCUCGUUUGCUGAAGUCUCAGUCUGCGGACAGUUUGCUGAACAGUGACAUGGACACCACGCCCCCUCAGGUCACCACAGCCAAUCACAGCUGGCUGGACAGUUUGGGGGCGGUCUCAAAGGAACUGGGCUCUGCCUCCUCUCACGGAGGGCCGCAGACGCAGGAGGCGUUUCUCUCUCCUCUCAUCAACAAAGGAGAGGAGUGCAGCAUCGGUUCAGCCACGGACCUGACUGAGACCAGCUCCAUGGUGGAUGGUGAUUGGACGAUGGUCGACGAGAAUUUCUCCACCCUCAGUCUCAGCCAAUCAGAGCUGGAGCACAUCUCCAUGGAGCUGGCCAAUAAAGGGCCACAUAGAAGUCAGGUGCAGCUGCGGUAUCUGCUGCACGUCUUCAUGGAGGCCGGCUGUCUGGAGUGGUGCGUCGUCAUCGGGCUGAUCUUACGAGACGCCGGCAUCAUUAAGCAGGUCGUGGGGUUUUUGGACAGUCCAGAAGUCCCUCCAGAAACGGUCCAGAGCAUCCGAGCCGGUCUGAAAGCUGUCGACCUGUGGGCCUCGUCUGAUUGUCUGGGCUACAAGCCGUUCCUGAACCUGGUUGGUCCGCAGCUGCUGAAGCUUCUGGAGGUUCCUGUGGAGCAGGUUCAGCCCGAAGCCUUCCAGCCGACCGGAGCGUCCAAACUGAGCGAGCCUCCGCUGCUGCUGCUGCCCCGAGCCGAGGAGCUGUCCGCUGCUCACCCGCUGCCCUCGGACGGCCCCGCCGGAGCCAGUGCCCGGCCCCUGAACGACACGCCGCCGGAGGAGCAGGAGCCGCUGGAGGAGGGAUCGUAUGACUGCACGCUCUCAUGAUGCCGCGCUCCAGCGUGUGUGUGUGUGUGUUCCUGCUCGUCCACACUGCAGUGUCCUGUGUGUUUUGCUGCGUUUUCAACAUCCUGUGGUCAACAGCAUCAUGUUUUCUCUCUUCACCUCCACGCUGCAAAAAAUCUGUUUCUUCAUUAGUUUUUUUGUUUUUAGCUCUUCCAGUACAAACAUCUAAACAUUCUGACAUCAAGAUACAUUUACUGGAGAAAUCAAAUAUUGCUGAUAAAAGUCAUCAAAAUGAAUCGAGUUCAUGCUUAAAACAAGAAAAUAUAUCAAUGUUU